This is a messenger RNA of Daphnia carinata, 1218 nucleotides long. RefSeq lists its product as uncharacterized. Lineage: Eukaryota; Metazoa; Arthropoda; Branchiopoda; Diplostraca; Daphniidae. Gene Ontology annotation, molecular function: nucleic acid binding. The transcript has a single exon. The record is from RefSeq and is a predicted model, not a curated record. The coding region runs from base 1 to 1218 and encodes 405 amino acids.
AUGGCUAAUAAACGUCGUCACGUUUCAGGAGUCAUGAAUCCAGCAGACGUUUGCAGUAGAGGAUUGGAUCCCGAAAAUCUCAAAGAAUUGCAGCAGUUCCAUCAAGGGCCAGCCUUUCUGUUGUUGGAACCUCCAUUGUGGCCACAGUGGGAUCAAAUCGAACAAAACGACCAUCAAGAUCCCGAAGCCAUUCAUGUCUACACAACAAGAACCGAGCCGAGUGACAAUGUGAUUGACCAGUGCGUAGAAUAUUAUUCAAACAAAGUGCGCCUGGAGCGAGUACUUGCGUGGUGUUUGCGUUUUAUCUCAAAUUGUUGCGCCAAACUAAAGAAAGUGAAGGUGACAUCAGGAGAAUUGACGCCAGUCGAGACUGAAGCAGCUCUGGCAAUGUGCAUUCAACGUGCACAAGAAGUAGCAUACCCAGAAGACAUGUUGUUCUUAAAAAAGGGCAAAGAACUGCCAAACCGGUCGAAACUCAAGCAGUUCUCGACCAUUAUCGAUGAACAACAUUUAAUUCGAGUGGGCGGUCGAAUUGGUCAAGCACCUGUCGACUAUGUGACAAGACACCCAGUGAUUUUACCUCCAGAGGAACGUAUCACAAGGCUAAUAGUCUGGGAUGCUCACAUUCGAAAUUACCACAUUAAAGCCGAUCGCUUAUUGUGCGAACUUCGAACAAUGUACUGGAUAGUCUCUGGACGAAGGGUGAUGAAAUCUAUACUCAACAAGUGCAUUCCCUGCAAGCGAAGAAACGUACAACCAGUCGCACCACUGAUGGCCCAGCUACCAGUUCAUGGUAUAACGCCUUUCUUGCCUCCGUUCACUCAUACAGGAGUCGACUAUUUUGGCCCACUAACUGUCAAAGUCGGAGGGAGAGGGCGGCGGCACGAAAAAAGAUGGAUUUGUCUCUUUACCUGCCUUACAACCCGAUCAGUGCAUUUAGAAGUGACUGCCAGCCUCAGUGCCGAGGCAUUUUUAUUGGCCUUUUCUCGAUUCUCCAGCAUGAGGGGAGAGCCAAUCGUUUUGUAUAGCGACAGCGGCACAAAUUUUGUAGCUGGAGAAAGGGAGUUAAAUGAGGCAGUCGAAGAAUUACACAACAGCAAAGACUACCUGGAAGCACAGUUCACUUGUCGAAACAUCGAGUGGCGUUUUUCUCCGCCAAGUGGACCUCAGUUCGGGGAGUUUGGGAGAGGCUCGUGCAAUCGUGCAAAAGAGCCAUGA